AUGUCAGGCCGUGGUAAAGUAUCAGGAAGUGGCAAAGCUCGUGCUAAAGCUAAAACACGAUCAUCAAAAGCUGGUCUUCAAUUUCCAGUGGGUCGUAUUCAUCGGUUACUUCGUCGAGGUAAUUUUGCUGAACGUGUUGGUGCUGGUGCUCCAGUAUAUUUAGCUGCAGUUCUCGAAUAUCUUUCAGCUGAAAUUUUGGAAUUAGCUGGUAAUGCAGCUCGAGAUAAUAAAAAGUCUCGUAUUAUUCCACGACAUCUUCAAUUAGCUAUUCGAAAUGAUGAAGAACUUAAUAAAUUAUUAGCUGGAGUAACUAUUGCACAAGGCGGUGUAUUACCUAAUAUUCAACAGAUAUUAUUGCCGAAAAAAGUUGAAGGUGGAAGUGGAUCAACAUCGCAAGGUGAAACAAGUUCAUCUUCGAAAAAGACAACAUCUAAAUCAUCUGGUGAAAAGAAAGCAACAAAUGCUGAUAAUGCUUAG
Rotaria sp. Silwood1 is the source of this 477-nucleotide messenger RNA. Lineage: Eukaryota; Metazoa; Rotifera; Eurotatoria; Philodinida; Philodinidae. The record is from the annotation of a GenBank genome assembly.